Molecule: messenger RNA, 984 nt
Organism: Metarhizium album ARSEF 1941
Lineage: Eukaryota; Fungi; Ascomycota; Sordariomycetes; Hypocreales; Clavicipitaceae
Product: 3'-tRNA processing endoribonuclease
Exons: 1
Coding region: 1-984 (327 amino acids)
Source: RefSeq, a predicted model, not a curated record
AUGGGCAAAAUAGCCUUUGCCACGCCCCUUCCGCAGUCUACACGCUCCGAAGUGCUGGAAUGGAAAUUUCCAAAGCCACACGACCACCUCGUUCUGACGGGCCGAUCCCGCGCUGCGUGGCACACAUCCUUCAUCAUCCCCCAGCUCAACCUCCUCCUCGACGCAGGUCUCUGCGUAAACAAGCAGAGACCAAAGCACAUCUUCCUCACCCACGGGCAUGCAGACCACACGCUCCUGGCGUUUGCCUUUGUGACAAAGGAAGACCCGCCAGACAUAUACUGCCCCGCCGAGAUGAAGCACAUCUUUGACAGCCACAUCCUCAGCACAACAAUGAUGAACCUGGGGGGCCUCGUCGGCACGAGCGACGCAGAGCAGCAAGGAUUUGCAGUGGACGAAGCGAACGGAGGAGCACACGCCGACGGGCGAACGCCUCAGGAGCGAGCGCUCCUAAACACCCACGUCACCCGCGGCGUCAAGCACGGAGACACGGUGCCCCUCAGACGGCACAAGGGCAUAACAGCAUCGGUGUUCAACUGCGACCACACCGUCCCCUGCGUAGGGUACGUCUUCUCGUCCUCCACGGCCCGCUUGAAACGGGAGUACAGACUGCUCCCCGGCCCUCAGCUCAAGCAUCUGCGACAGUCUGGCGUGGAAAUCACAGAGCCUCACUCGGCGACCAUGUUUGCGUUUCUGGGCGACACCACAAUCGCCACGCUGGCCGCCGCGCCGGCCUGGCUGAGAGACGGCAUCCCGGUUGUCAUUACCGAGUGCAGCUUCUUGUACGAGGACCAUGCGGCGCAGGCGGACAAGACCAAGCACACAAAGUGGAGCGAUUUGGCGCCCGUCAUACGCAGGUGGCCUCGGACCACCUUUGUCUUGACGCAUUUCAGCAUGAGGUACUCGGACAGACAGGUCUGUCGGUUCUUCAUGGACCUGGAGGACGCGCCGCCGAACAUGGUCAUUUGGGCAGACCCAGAGGAGUAG